AUGGAUUCUUGCUGUGUGGCUUUGAAAAACAUCCAUUUGAGAAGACCAAGUGGUUUCUGCAAUGGUGGUUCUGGGUUUUUGGGGGAGAGGGUUAGAGGGAGUUUCAAUAACAGGCUUUGGGCUAAUCAAUUGAGAAUUAACAAGAGGAAGGUGAUACCUGGAGCUGUUCUUGCUGUUCUUACCUCAAAAGAUGCCGAGGCUAUCGCCUUGGUCUGUAACGGAAUCAACACUUUCAUUGAUCGUCAUCUUGUAAGAGGGGAAGAAAUAUCACCGGCUUUUCUAAAAGCAAUUGAAGACUCGAGAAUUUCGGUCAUUGUAUUCUCAGAAAACUAUGCAUCCUCAAGAUGGUGCUUGGAUGAGCUCGUACAUAUCCGUGAAUGUAGAAAGUCAAGGCAGCAAAUAGUUUGGCCAGUUUUUUAUAAGGUGGAUCCGUCUCAUGUACGAAAUCAAACGAGUAGUUUCGGUGACGCAUUUACAGGACUUGAGUGCAAACACAAGGACGAGGAGAAGAUCCUCUUAUGGAGGAGUGCUCUUAAAGAAGUUGCAAAUUUGUCAGGACAUACUGUCAAAGAGGGAGAAUAUGAAGCUACAUUUAUCAAUAAGAUUGUUAAGGAGAUCUUAGUCGAAGUACUACAACGCACAUAUUUGAAUGUGGCCAAAUACCCAGUUGGAAUACAAUCUUGUGCAGAAGAGGUGGAAGAGAUUUUAGAUGUCGGUGAAAAUGGUCGUUGUGUGGUUGGGAUUUGGGGGACAUCUGGAAUUGGCAAGACAACAAUUGCAAAAGCUGUUUAUAAUGCAAUUGCUCAUAAGUUUGAAGGUAGUUGUUUCCUGGCAGAUGUGAGAGAAACAUCGACAUCACAUGAAGGCGUAAUCAAACUACAAAACACUCUUCUAUCUAAAGUUCUACGCGGUAUAGAGUUGAAAAUUGACGAUGUUCAUCACGGAAUCAGCCUUAUAGAGAAAUUGUUGAGGCGAAAGAAGAUUCUCUUAAUUCUUGAUGAUGUGGAUGAAUUGGAGCAGUUAAACAACUUGGUUGAAGUCGAUUGGUUUGGUGAGGGUAGCAGAGUGAUCAUAACCACAAAAGAUAGAGGAUUGCUAGAAUCUUAUGGAGUCAAGUUGAUAUACAAGGUCCAAAAGUUAGAAAAUGACAAGGCUCUUGAGCUUUUAAGUUUGAAUGCCUUCACAAGAAAAGAACCUUCACAAGAUUAUUUGAGCCUCGCACGACGUGCAAUAGCCUAUGCUCAAGGCCUUCCAUUAGCUCUUAAUCUUAUAGGUUCUUAUUUGCGUAAUAAAAAUAUAGAUCGUUGGCAAGCUAUAUUGGAUAGUUACAACUCUUAUGAAGGAGAACCUUAUAGAGGAAUUCAAAGAACACUUCGAAAAAGUUAUGAUGCCUGGGAUUAUGUCGUGCAACAAGUGUUCCUAGACAUUGCAUGCUUCUUCAAGGGUGAAGAUAAAGACUAUGUGUUACAAGUAUUAAGAAGUUCGAAGCUCAAUGUACCUGAAGAUUGUAUUGAAGUACUUGUUGAGAAUGCCAUCAUAACUAUUGAAGAUAAUAGGAUUUUGAUGCAUGACUUACUAGAAAAAAUGGGUAAGCGUAUAGUUCGUGAAGAAUCGCCCAAUGAACCAGGGAAACGUAGCAGGUUGUGGUUUCAUGAAGAUGUGUACAAUGUUCUAAUUGAAAAUCAAGGAACAUGGAAAAUUAAAGGCAUUGUGGUGAAGUUGCCCGAACCAGAUGUGAUACCCUUGAAUCCAAAAAGCUUCUUGCGGAUGGUCAAUCUUGAAUUUUUUAUAAAUCGUAAUGCACGUUUUUCUGGACACGUUGAUUAUCUGCCCAACAAUUUGAGGUGGAUUGAAUUGGAUGGACCUAUGUUUCAUUAUUUGGGAUCCAAUAUUCUUCAAAAGCAUACCAUUACGUUCAAUUUGCCAUCCAAUUAUCAUCCAAGGAAUCUUGUCACGUUUUAUAUGCCAUACAGUGGCAUCAGACAAUUGAAGGGAUUUAAGAAUUUGGCAAAGCUUACAUCAAUGAAUUUAAGUGGUUGCGAAUUCUUGAAAAGAAUCCCCGACUUAUCCGGAAGCCCAAACUUAAGGGACUUGAAUCUAAGUAAUUGUAAAAGUUUGGUUGAGGUUGAUGAUUCUAUUGGAUUCCUCGAUAAACUUGAAGAUCUGAGUCUUCGUGGGUGCUCUAAGCUUAUGAAGUUUGCAACAAGACUUGGAUUGAGAUCGCUUCAAGUGUUAUCUCUUUGUGAGUGCACAAGACUUAAGACUUUCCCAGAAAUAGAGGAGGGCAAGAUGGAAUCCCUAUGGUAUUUGGAUAUAGAAAAAAGUGGCAUAAGAAAAUUGCCUUCAUCAUUUGCAUAUCUUACUGGGCUUGGAACAUUGAAAGGAAAUGGUUGCGAGAACCUUACAAAUAUAUCAUUACGUCAUUACAUCAAUGUUGAUUUCCUUGAAUGCUCAAAAGUCGUGACCGAAUCUCAACUGCUUUCAACUGACUCAGAUGACAACUGUAUCACAUUAGCCUUUCCUAAGUUACAUUAUCUUGGUUUUAGAGGAUGCAAUUUAUCAGAAAGUGAUUUUCUUGUGCCUUUUAAUUGCUGGUCCACAUUAGCAGAACUUGAUCUGUCGAGAAACAAUUUUGUUAGUCUUCCGGAUUGCAUUAGUAAAUUUGUCAACUUGGAGACACUUUCAUUAAGCGGUUGCAAGAGGUUUCGGGAAAUUCCACAAGUCCUUCCAUCAAAACUAGUUGAGUUAUAUCUGGAUGAUUGCACAUCUCUGGAGAAAAUUCCACCACUACCCCCGAUGCUUAGGAUUUUGGAUUUGUGUAACUGCUUUGGACUGAGUGGCGAUGAGGUGGAAAAGUUGAAAAAUAAUUUGUUGAACUUCAAUCAGGAACGUCUUUGGUGGUCUAACUUGCAAGUUUUUUAUCAAGGCAAUGAAGUUCCAAAGUGGUUCAGUUAUACUUCUAACCAUCCCACACCUAUUAGGAUUGAACAGUUUAUGGUACAUGAAUGGCAUAUGAACCAUCCCACGCGCAUUACAAUCGAACAACUACCAGUAUAUGAAUGGAAAGAGGAAUUUGUUGGUGGCAGUGAAUUUUGUUUUGAAAUUCCUCUAAAUUUACAAGUGGGCGAGACGUUAUUCAGAUUGGCUCUAUCUUUUGUUUUUGAACCACCGACUUAUCAUCCUCAUUAUACUUGUAUUCUCAUCAACAGAGUACAACAGUGUAGACCUAUGUUAUGGGAUCAUAAUGACUUAAAUGACGUAAAUGACAUAAAUGACAUCGAGGCAACCCAUGUGUGGCUUGCGUUAGUGGAUUUGAAGGCGAAGCAACAGCAAGGAGAUAAUUGUCAAGUUAUAUUUUAUUUCCCCAGAGGCGCACGCAUUAAAAGCUGUGGGUUGCACUUCCUAUUGCGCAACCAAGACAAACAUCUUCACUUGUCUUUGGGACCAACAAAUAGUCUUGGGAAGAGGCCUCGUCCACAUGGACUAUCAGAUAUCGUUGAUGAUUCAUAUGAUCCGAAACAACAAUGGUUUUCCUUAUCUUCGACGCCAAUGGAUGAUCAUUCGAAACACAGGCAGAUUGAUCUCAAUGUUCCUAUUGAUAUUGAGGAGGAGCAAGAGCAGCCGUCCACUCCAGAUGAUCCACAAUUUCUAAUUUAUUAG
Messenger RNA from Malus domestica (apple), 3660 nucleotides. RefSeq names its product TMV resistance protein N. The record is from RefSeq and is a predicted model, not a curated record. Gene Ontology annotation, molecular function: ADP binding. NCBI's taxonomy places the organism in Eukaryota, Viridiplantae, Streptophyta, Magnoliopsida, Rosales, Rosaceae. Gene Ontology annotation, biological process: signal transduction; defense response.